Molecule: messenger RNA, 1199 nt
Organism: Radiomyces spectabilis
Lineage: Eukaryota; Fungi; Mucoromycota; Mucoromycetes; Mucorales; Radiomycetaceae
Product: deoxyhypusine synthase
Exons: 3
Coding region: 7-1128 (373 amino acids)
Biological process (GO): peptidyl-hypusine biosynthetic process
Cellular component (GO): cytoplasm
Molecular function (GO): deoxyhypusine synthase activity
Source: RefSeq, a predicted model, not a curated record
AUCUCAAUGAGCAGCAACGCCAAUAAUGCCGCCUCGGGCAAUCCCACGGGUGCCGAGGAUGCCGUGUUUGUGAAAUCGGUCGAGAUGCCCGACGAUGCAGUGCUUAUCACCGGUCCCGAUUUCAACCAGCGCUUGUCAUUGACGGAUCUCCUGGGCAGUUACCGAGCCAUGGGCUUCCAGGCCAGUGGUUUGGGUGAAGCUAUCGAUAUCAUUGAGAACAUGCGUAAAUGGCGUUUGUCGGACGAGCCGAUUGCGGAAGACGAGUCUGAAGAUUACCGUGAUGAGCAAGUGCGAAAGAAUACAAAGUGUAAAGUGUUUCUCGGUUACACGUCAAACUUGGUGUCUUCGGGUGUGCGUGAAAUUAUCAAAUUCUUGGUCCAGCACAAGAUGGUCGAUGUGGUGGUGGCCACGGCCGGUGGCGUUGAGGAGGAUUUCAUCAAAUGCCUUGCCCCGACCUAUCUGGGCGACUUUCAUCUCAAAGGCAGCGAACUGCGUAAACAGGGUCUGAACCGUAUUGGCAAUUUGCUGGUGCCCAACAACAACUAUUGUAAAUUCGAAGAUUGGAUCAUUCCCAUUUUGGAUAAAAUGUUGCAGGAACAAAAGGAACAGGAUAAGAUUUGGACGCCUUCCGCCAUGAUCAAACGCUUGGGCGAGGAAAUCAAUGACGAGUCCAGUAUCUAUUACUGGUGUGCAAAGAAUGAUAUCCCUGUGUAUUGUCCCGCUAUUACGGAUGGCUCCCUCGGCGAUAUGAUUUACUUUCAUUCGUUCCGAAAUCCCGGAUUGAUUGUGGAUAUUGCUGCGGACAUUCGCAAUAUGAACAACGAAGCCGUUUUCGCCAAGAAGACGGGUAUGAUCAUUCUGGGAGGUGGUAUUAUCAAGCAUCACAUUUGCAAUGCCAAUUUGAUGCGAAACGGGGCGGAUUUUGCCGUAUAUAUUAAUACCGCCCAGGAAUACGAUGGCAGUGACGCCGGCGCUCGUCCAGAUGAAGCCGUGUCAUGGGGUAAAAUCAAGGCAGGCAGUCGCAUGGUCAAAGUGUACGCUGAAGCCUCGUUGGUCUUUCCUCUCAUUGUCGCCGCCACUUUUGCCAAAGCUCAUCAUGAACAACAGCAAGAAUCAUCAUCAACAUAGACCUCCUUUUCAUGUUUUGUUAUCAUUUCUUCAAGCAUUUUCAUAUUUUUUUUUUUAGUUUUUACUGUUAU